Messenger RNA from Salvia splendens (bonfire salvia), 2980 nucleotides. RefSeq names its product CBS domain-containing protein CBSCBSPB5. The record is from RefSeq and is a predicted model, not a curated record. Gene Ontology annotation, molecular function: protein binding. The coding region runs from base 1172 to 2485 and encodes 437 amino acids. The transcript is spliced from 13 exons. Lineage: Eukaryota; Viridiplantae; Streptophyta; Magnoliopsida; Lamiales; Lamiaceae.
AGCACGACACGUCACCUGCUCGCUGGCACGGACGUGCUCGAUGCAUCGAGCAGCGCCGUGCGGCACGAGCGCAGCGGCGGACGGACGCCGUCUUCCAUGCCGCUGGCAUGGACGGACGGACGCCGUCCGUCCACCGUUGCAGAUGCUCUAAGAACUAUUAGAAUAAUUUGUCAAAGGAUAAUGAGUGGGGUCUAAACUUAAGUACAAGGAAGUAAAUUAAAUUUGAGUAACAAGUAGAACUAUGACUUUUCCACUUGAAAAUUGAAACUAAAGGUAUCUAUGUCGUCAAGCACCAAGCUUCACUGCUACACCCUCUGCCUACCAAGACUGUGCAACAUGGGGGAUGGCAUGCUUUUAAUAAAAUGAUAGGUAGACUGUAUACUUAAAGAAUUGAGAGCUUCCGCUUGAAGUGAGGAUGUAUUACACAAGGACUGACUGAGGUUUGAUGUUAAAAGUAAUCUUACACAGUACAUACUCUAACCAAAUAAUGUAGUAAUAGUGUUAUUAAUUAUGCUUUACUGAUACAAUCAUACAAAUGAGCAAAGUUCAGAAUCUUCAGAGCUUGAAAAACCAAAACUGUUACAGAUUUUUGUCUUGCUUUCAACCGCCCAAGUUUUGUUUUCCAAAGGCUGUGUCUAGCUGAUGACUGAUGUGUCAGUACAUGCAGUUUCAAUUUUCACUUUUCGUGUUUCAUUUUGUUUCUCAGUGGUGAGCAUUAUGUUCAAACACAUGGCUGAGCAUUGUAAGUUGAAGGGUAACUUGUUAACUCUUUUGUUGAGAAAGUUAACUUAUUUAUUCUAAGUAAGAAGUGGGAGGAGUGCACGCUUAUGUACACAUUAUUUAGAUAUGCUCUUCAUCUUUAUGUCGUAUUUCAGCUUAUAAAUUGAUUUGUUGUGCCAUGGCGGAAGACACAUCAAACAUAAAUGCAUGCAACUAAUUUCUUUUGUCAAAAUGUAUUUCCAUGAUAUUUGAGAAUUAUUAUUCUUCAAAUUUGCAUCAGAGGACUGACAGGGGAACGGACGGUCAAGCGAUUGAGGCUAUCAAAAGCCUUGACAGUACCGGAAACUACCACUAUAAUUGAAGCUUGUCGCCGGAUGGCAGCCCGUAGGGUUGAUGCUUUACUGCUAACCGAUUCAAAUGCAUUAUUGUGUGGAAUCCUGACAGAUAAGCUAUGAAAGUCAUUGCUCAUGAUCUAAAUCUCGAGGAAACUCCUGUGUCUAAGGUCAUGACCAGGAACCCAGUAUUUGUGCUUUCUGAUAAUCUUGCUGUCGAAGCAUUGCAAAAAAUGGUUCAAGGAAAGUUUAGACAUUUACCAGUUGUUGAAAAAGGAGAGGUGAUUGCUUUACUUGACAUAGCAAAAUGUUUGUAUGAUGCUAUUGCUCGUUUGGAAAGGGCAGCUGAGAAGGGAAAGGCGAUUGCAGCUGCUGUUGAAGGCGUGGAGAGACAUUGGGGGACAACAGUUUCUGGCCCAAACACAUUCAUUGAGACACUUCGAGAGCGAAUGUUUACACCCUCAGUGUCCACUAUAAUUCCUGACAACUCAAAGAUUGUUACAGUAGAUCCAAGUGACACUGUGCUAGAGGCUGCAAAGAAGAUGUUUGAAGUUCAAGCAAGCUCUGCCAUUGUAAUUGUAGAAAACAAACCACGAGGAAUACUUACUUCAAAAGACAUGCUGAUGAGGGUCAUAGCUCAAGAUCUUUCUCCAGGAUCUACUUUAGUGGAGAAGGUGAUGACACCAAAUCCAGAGUGUGCUACUGUAGAUACUCCUAUUGUUGAUGCACUUCAUACCAUGCAUGAUGGGAAAUUUUUGCACCUUCCAGUUGUUGAUAAAGAAGGAGUGGCAGUAGCUGUUCUCGAUGUUCUUCAUAUAACUCAUGCUGCAAUAGCCACAGUUGGAAGUACUGCAGCAGUCAAUGGUGAGGCCACAAACACCAUGCUGCAAAAGUUCUGGGAUUCUGCAAUGGAAUUAACUCCAGAUGAUGAUGAUGAGACCCGGAGUGAGAAUUCCUUGAAAUUGCCUUCUGAUGGGGGACAUGGCGGACGAUCUAUUGCUUAUUCUACUUCCACCCCCAAUUCGUUUGCCUUCAAAAUUCAAGAUGGAAAAGGAAGGAUGCAUAGAUUUUUAUGUGGUACACAGAGUUUGGCCGACCUUAUAGCAGCAAUCCUUCAGAGAUUAGGAGAUGAAAUUGACCGUGACAACCUUCCAUAUAUUCUGUAUGAAGAUGAAGACAAGGACAAGGUUGUGCUUGCAUCUGAUAAUGAUCUUCAAGCAGCUGUAGAUCAUGCCAGGCUAGCUGGUUGGAAGGGGUUGAAAUUGCAUUUAGAGUAUACCAGUGCAGCACGUCCUCGGAUGGGAUCCAAGUCGAAAGGUAUGGAAUAUGCUCAAGCGGAUGCUUGGGCUUCGGCAUACAGCUCUGUGGCUGCUGGGGCUGCCUUAGUUGCUGGUUUAGGCGUUUUAGCAUUCUUGAGGCGACCUGCAAAUUGAUUCGAUACACCCGUUGCUCGGAGAGUUUGAAGAGGAAAGAAACCAGAGUGUGGUUGUGGUACCUUUGGUUGCCAUUUGUGAGUAUACCUUAACAUAACAAGAGAGAGUUGAUUGUGCCUUGCAAAUUACAAUAAGCAGAGGUGAUUAUGAUACAGACCGGUCUUGGAAAGUCUACCGCCGAGGAAGUAGGAAAGUAGUUUGGCCGAUGGAGAGGAAUAAGGAGGCAGGCCCAACUGAAACAGAAGCUGGUGGAGAAGAAUAAGGGAGCAGGUGAAACUGAACAGAGAAGUAGCGGGAAGGAAGAAGGAAGAAGCGGCAGUCCAGUUCCUAUUUUUUAUGCGUUCAGUUAUUUACUUUAGACUAUAAAUAAAUGUAAGCUAGGGAGUUCAAUUCAUCUUGGCAGAUCAUUUGUAUCGGACGACUUGGUCGUAGGCCUCUGCGGAGGAGUGUUACUUUCAUAUUAUUCCAACAAUUCAAGUGAUCGAUUCCUUUCAA